CCACUCAAGUGAAGACCGCGCUACUUGAAAAGUCCUUUUCUGUCACUUUGAGGAGUUUUUUGGGGGAUGGAUUCUUCAGACCGACCGGCGAAUGUGACUUUUCUGGACUUUGUGGGAGGCAUCCAACUCCUCCAGGGGGAGGACGUCAGGACCGCCGUGCCCGUCCUCCUCAUCGGGAUCUGCGUGUCGGGCGCGGUGGGGAACCUGCUGGUCCUGCUCAUCUUCAUGCGGGACUUCAAGGCGGGGAAGGGAUCGGAGGUGAAGGCUCUGCUGGCCUCGCUGGCCUCCACCGACCUCCUGGUGCUGCUCCUGUGCGCCCCCGUGCGAGCCCUCACCGCCUACAAGCAGUGGUGGGUGCUGGGCCGCUUCGUGUGCUCCACCGCCGACUGGUUCCAGCACUCGUGCGUGGUGGCCAAGACCUUGCUUCUGGCGGUCAGCACCCGGGCCAAGCACACGCUGGACCCCGACGCCGUCUCCCGCCCGGGGCCCGCCCUCCGCAACCCCACCUGGGUCCACGGCGCCGUGGCGUUCGUGUGGACCGUGUCGAUGAUGUUUCCCAUCCCGCAGAUGCUUUUUGCCACCGCGCGGCCGCGCGGCCACGGGACUAUUUGCGUCUCUGAGAUGCCGGCGUGCGCCUCCCAGUUCAUGGCGCUUUUCUACAAGAUUUACCCCACGGCGACCUUCGUGGCGCCGGUCCUCUUCACCGUGGCGUACUACACCAAGAGCCUGCACAGGGCUCUGAAUCACGGCCCCUGUCGGCAGCAGCAGAGCAAGGUGACGCUGGUCCUCCUGUGCCUGAGCAGCACCUUCGGGCUCAUGCUGCUACCCGAGUGGGGCAUCUUCACCUGGGUCCGGCUGGGCUACAGCAGACCCCCCGUUGGUGUGGUCAUCUUCGCCCAGGUGCUCCUGUACGCCUGCAGCGCCCUGUCCCCGGUGCUGCUCAUGACCAUGUACGACGACGUGCGCCGAGGCUUGCUCGCCGUCUGCUCGGCCGCCACCUGCCGGAGCGCCGAGCCUGACGUCGCCCCGCCCAAGACGGAGGAGAACGGAGCGGAGCUGGGCGCCGACCCGUCGACCCCCGACGCCGACAAGACCUUCCCGGACGUGGAGCACUUUUGGACGGGGCGCAGGAACACCCACGUGGAGGAGGAACAGGACCCCGUCCCCUGGGAGAGAGAGGAGAAAAUGUAAUAUUCUUAGUCAUACGAUUAUUAGGGAACCUGGAAGUCAACCGUAGAGUUGAGAAAGUUGUUAUCCUUAUCACGCUAAUGCAAUACAGCCAGCAAACACCAGACAUCCAUCAUACGUACAUGUCCUUUAAAACUGACUUUGAAACAACGUUGCAAAAUAGUUGUAUUUGUUGAUUGAGACAACGUUGGCGUUUAUUGUCGGAUCCACGUCGUUGGUUGGAAAAUGACACAAUUUCAAUAAUCAAAUCAACGUCAGAACCCAACAUUGAUUAAUCGUCGUCAAAAAGCAUGUUGUUUCAACGUUGUAUUUGUGUUGUAGAAUAUUGGUUGGGGAAAUGACCAAAUUUCAAUGUUCAAAUCAACGUCACAACCCGACAUUGAUUAAUCGUCGUCAAAAAGCGUGUGGUUUCAAUGAACAGUGGUCCCAACCUAACCUUUUUGGAACCGCGGACCGGUCAACGCUUGAAAAUGUGUCCCAUGGAUCGGGUGGGGGGAUUCGUCAUAAAAAAAUACAAUCAUGUGUGCUUACGGACUGUAUUCCUGCAGACUGUAUUGAUCUAUAUUGAUAUAUAAUGUAGGUGCACUAAUUGUAAGUGUGUCUUGUGUUUUUUAUGUUGAUGAAAUUUUUUUAUUUCUUGUGCAGCCCGGUACCAAUCCAUCCACGGACCGGUACCGGGCUGCGGACCGGUACCGGGCUGCGGCCCGGUGGUUGGGGACAACUGUUGUAGAAUAUUGUUUGGGAAAUGAAUCAACGUCAGAACCCAACA
This is a messenger RNA of Entelurus aequoreus (snake pipefish), 1957 nucleotides long. RefSeq names its product G-protein coupled receptor 151. Lineage: Eukaryota; Metazoa; Chordata; Actinopteri; Syngnathiformes; Syngnathidae. The transcript has a single exon. The coding region runs from base 67 to 1191 and encodes 374 amino acids. Gene Ontology annotation, molecular function: G protein-coupled receptor activity. Gene Ontology annotation, biological process: G protein-coupled receptor signaling pathway. Gene Ontology annotation, cellular component: membrane. The record is from RefSeq and is a predicted model, not a curated record.